AAAAUAAUACUCGUCGAUCAUAAACUAGAAAUAUUGAGUAGCUAUGGAGAGACUGGCAUCACACCCAAUGAUCACUUUAAAUGCAAGUAAAACAACUCGGCUAUUGCGUCAAAUUUAACCUUCAGUCUAUUUGACUAUGGAUCACAAUAAAACAUCCGCAAAAUAAUUUCUCUAGGAAAACAGUUCCAAACGGCUAAGGGUGUUGCCAUGGUUUCCAGCGCUUCGUGUUUAAUUUAAGCCUGUCUUUGAAUAUCACCUCGCUACAAUUCUUAUUUUUACUACCAGUAGAGUCUUUUACAGAUACCGUUUAAUUGUCGGAAGAGUAGCUGUUCUUUUUUAAUUCUUCGUUCAAUUGGGUAUUUCUGGAAACUCAUUUUUACCAUGCUAAUUAUAUCUGUUAUCAUUUUAUUGAAGUGUCUUGUGAGACUGACAGACUGAAUGAAAUAUUUUUAAAAGCCUAUUACGAGACUUUGUAAUCAGACGACACUUGUAACUUUGGAUCUUCACUGAUCAACCUCAUAACAUGUACAGGAAGCGUAACAAAUGUCCUUCGUGGUCGUUCCUGGACCCAAGCCCGAGGCAUUUUCAGUUCGGACCACACCAUCUGCACGCAUAACGUUCUGCGAGACUUAUCACUUAAUUUAUUGUCGAAAUUGAGAGAGAGUAAGGAGGUUUCCCUUUGUUCAAGCCACGGACGGCAAAUUUUGCACAGUUUUCAGACAAAUUGCCUUCCCAAAUUAAUAUUAUUUUCUUCUCUUCAACACAAAUGCGAAAUUCAAUUGAUGCAAAAUGUAUGCAAAUAUAAAACGUGUCACGGGUCAUGAUGUCUUGUUCAUUGGACAAAAGAAUUAGCAAUUUUCUAGUAAUAAAAAUACUUAGCUUAUAACACGUAACUGCAUUGUUGGUUGUCUUCAGACAGGACUCGAGUGAAGGCUUGCUUCUUAGUGGUGGCACGAAACCAAUAUGAAGGCGUUUUUGCUGUUGUUGGGUGUGAUAUGUCUCACUUGUCGCACCAAAUCCAUUCCAGUACAUACUUUUUCAAGUGAAACUGAGUAUGCCAUACUGUUUGAUGCUGGAUCGAGUGGCACUCGCAUGGAAAUCUACCAGUUUUUGGCCAGCGGACCUACCCUGAAACCUUCGGAUAUUCUGGAGCUUAGUCCUUCUCCUUCCAAAGUAGAGCCUGGUCUUUCAAGCCUUGCUGAGGACCCCUCCCAAGUUGAAGAAUACAUGACGCCCCUACUGGAAUCUGCCAAGAAGACCAUUCCAGAAGACAAGCAGGCAUCCACACCCAUAUUUUUGUUAGCGACAGCAGGAAUGAGAUUAUUGCCUGAAGAUCAAGCAGACGCUAUCUUAAAUGAAGUUCAAAAACUGUUUAAUGACAAAGACAAAUGUCCAUUUAUGUUUCAGGAUGAUAAUGACGCUAGAAUUAUUACCGGCCAAACCGAAGGGAUAUAUUCUUGGGUUACUGUUAAUUUUCUGGCGGGUGCAUACCGCUUGAAAGGUUUUACCUACGGCAGCUUAGAUUUGGGAGGGGCGUCCCAUCAAAACACCUGGAUAUUUAAUAGCAAUCACUCAGAUGUCAUGGUCAUAGCUAUUGCCGGACGAAACUUUAGUAUUUUUGCUCGUAGUUAUCUGGGUUUUGGACAAGAUCAAGCUCGAGAACGUUAUCUGAGAGUCAUUGCUCAAAAAGAGAAUUGUGAUGAAAAUUCCGAGUGUGUCGUAAAAAGCCCUUGCCACAAUAAAGGAUUUAAGGAGCCCCUUACAUUUGAUGAUCAAGAAAGGGUAUUCGAAGGGACAGCUCGAGUAAAUCUUUGUAGGCGAAUAAUAAGUAAGAUAUUUUUCUGUCAUUCACCAGAUUUGGAAGAGUGUCCUUUUUCUGAUCAACCCAAAUUAGAAGGAAAAUUUUACGCGUUUUCGGCGUUCUAUUAUGUUUUAACAGGGAUUAAAGCGGUUUGUUCCGAUUGUGAAAACAACCAAGUUUCACCAGCGAAAAUCCGGUUGUAUUCCAAAUCGUUCUGUAAAACAGAUUAUAAUGAGCUGAAGGAAGAUCCCUAUGCUAAAAAUGAUUGCUUUGGUGCAAACUACAUCUACGAGUUGUUAACUGAAGGGUAUGGACUUCGCCCAUACAGGAAAAUAACAGUUGCUAAUUCGCUGAAUGGGUUUGAUUUGGGUUGGACCUUGGGUGCGGUGUUGCAUAACACAGGCAUCUUAAAUGCUUGAAUUUGUCCUCGGUCUGGCAUCAUUUGGCAUGGGUGAAGGGAAGCUACCGAGUUGUGAGGUUAUUAACUUACUAUCUUUACCUAAGGGAAAUUAAAUAAAGUUAUCUCUAACUUAACGGAAGACUAGUUUAUGUUAUUUUUCGCUUCCGGUUUUCUUCCAUCAGAUGGUUAGGAUUUCACCGAAGUUAAUUUAAACCCCGGGUAAAGCUACAACAUUGAGCACAACGUUAAUCUGACGCAGCAAAACUGGCAACGAUAGCCACAAGCAGCAGUUUAGCACCUUUGCUUUCAAGGGAGAAUCGUUUCACAAUCGUUUGGUUUAAGAUGGGAUGGUCAAAAUAUUCAAAAUUGUCGUGGCUAGCGGACAUACGCCAAAAUAUUUACGCUAAGCUUGACGUUAAAAUCGAAUCUACUUGUAAAAAUAUUGCUCCCAAAAGUGCUAAGCGUUGACGAGGAUGACGUCUAAGGCACGGCCUGGGCCAGGGGUCUGGGUUUGAAAAUGACUAUUCUCGACUAGCAAACAAUAAAUAACAUUUUAAAAAUUAAGUGUUCAAAUAGUUGUACCCCAGGUGGCUUGGCGUUGGGGCGAUGUCAUUUUCAUACAGGGUCUCGAUCUAUUCUCAUAGCGACUAGUAAGCAUGCGAGAAGUUCUCGGUGAACGAGCUUAAUUUCUUUGACAUCUCAUCGUGCAGUAUCGUGGGAAAAGCACCGUCUCGAUUUCGCCUCAUAAUUUGACAUUUCUAUGCUUCCCUCGUGUCCUUUACAUUUCCGCCCACUAGUAAAACUCAAAACUUAUUGCAUCUCAGUCUCAGUGCGCACUAUGGAGCCAUCUUAGCUGCAGCU
Molecule: messenger RNA, 3062 nt
Organism: Orbicella faveolata
Lineage: Eukaryota; Metazoa; Cnidaria; Anthozoa; Scleractinia; Merulinidae
Product: ectonucleoside triphosphate diphosphohydrolase 1-like
Biological process (GO): nucleoside diphosphate catabolic process
Cellular component (GO): membrane
Molecular function (GO): UDP phosphatase activity; ribonucleoside triphosphate phosphatase activity; GDP phosphatase activity
Source: RefSeq, a predicted model, not a curated record